AUGAUCGAAGGUGUAGAAUGUAAAAAGCAGCUCUCCACUGCUAAGCCACUUGUUAAAGGAUUCAACUUUUUUAAAUCUGGUCAUGUCCUGUACAUAGGCCACCUACAACAAAAUGGCAAGCACUACAUCAAAAGCCAAGUCCUCCCAUCUAUGAAAAAGGACAAAGUUUAUACAUGCUACUUAGUUAUUAGUUCACUUGGAAAGAUGCUAAGAGCCCACUGCAAAUGCCCUGCUGGCAUAGAUGGGAGAUGUAACCAUGUUGCAUCAACACUUUUUGCUUUAGAAAACUAUUGUAAAGUAAGGGAAAAACUGGAUGAGUCUGAUGAGUCAUGCACCUCCAAACCAUGCAAGUGGAAUGUGCCACGAAAGAGAAAAGGUGCAAUACAGCCCAUAAAUGAGAUGACUUUUGUGAAGCACGACUACACGAAAGAGAAGAAGAUACGUAAGCUUCAUCACUCUCCAGUAAAUGCAAACCAAAAUGCUUGUCGCGAUGAAAACAAGUCAAGGUUUUUUGAAAUGAUGAAGGAGUACCAGAGGGUAUCAGGAAACACUGUAGCUUGGACACAUAUACUGCCUCAGGAAGUAAAGAAACUUCAGGAUGUAAAGGAUUCUCUGCUUUCACCAGUCAAAUGUCAUCCCGUGUCAGCAAAAGAGCUAAAAGAAAAGUUUGAAAAAGCAAAGAGAAAUCUUAUGGUUGAUGAUUUACAAAGGCAAGAUAUUGAGGAACAAACUAGAGGUCAAUCAAACACUGAAUUAUGGCAUCGCCACAGACAACCAAGGAUUACUGCCACAAAAUGUUACCGUGUAGCUGUACAGAGAGAAAGUACGUCCCCUACUAAGAUAAUUAAAGAUAUACUUGGUUACAACAAGGCCUAUCAAAGUAAGUCAAUGGAGGAAGGACUGAAAAUGGAAGACCAGAUUAUCAAUGAUUACAAGCUUCUCAAGCAAAGUCAAGGAGAUGAAGGCAUAACAGUCUCAAAAUGUGGGUUUUUUGUUUCAAAAGAACAUGGUUACCUUGGUGCUAGCCCCGAUGGCCUUGUACAUGAUCCAUCAGCCUCUGAUUCAGAGGGACUUAUAGAAGUUAAGUAUGUCCAGACAUCAAAGGAUGAAACACUAGAAAAGGCAUUGUUACGCAAGAGCAUUUGCAAAAAGAACAGUAAUGCAUUGAGAUUAAAUGACAAACACAAAUACUUCUACCAAGUCCAUCAGCAAAUGUUUGUUACUGGAAGAAAGUGGACAGAUUUUGUUGUAAAGGGUUCAGGCUGUGAUUCACUGUUUUGUGAAAGAGUACAUUUUUCAAUAGACCGCUGGAAGUCUAUUUUGCCCAAGCUAGAAUCCUUUUUUAAUGACUGGAUUGUUCCAGAACUUGUGUAUCCUAGAGUCAAGUAUGGAAUUCCUAAAUUGAAUGCUCGUUCAGUUUAA
Pocillopora meandrina is the source of this 1422-nucleotide messenger RNA. Lineage: Eukaryota; Metazoa; Cnidaria; Anthozoa; Scleractinia; Pocilloporidae. The record is from the annotation of a GenBank genome assembly.